AUGGUCUACACAGCCUCGUUCGCUUUCUUCGAGGCGCUCUGGGAGUACGGCGUCAGCCAUGUCUUCGUCAACCUCGGGUCGGACCAUCCCUCCAUCAUCGAGGCUAUCGUCAAGGGCCAGAACGAGAAGAAAGGACAGUUCCCCAGGAUCAUCACAUGUCCCAAUGAGAUGGUCGCCCUCUCCAUGGCAGACGGAUAUGCCAGACUGACGGGCAAACCUCAAUGCGUCAUCGUACACGUCGACGUCGGGACCCAAGGCCUCGGGGCCGCCGUACACAAUGCCUCAUGCGGUCGCGCGCCUGUCCUCAUUUUCGCCGGCCUAUCGCCUUUCACCAUCGAAGGCGAGAUGCGGGGCAGCAGAACCGAAUACAUCCACUGGAUACAAGACGUGCCGGACCAGAAGCAGAUCGUGGCGCAGUAUUGCCGAUACACUGGCGAGAUCAAGUCGGGCAAGAACGUCAAGCAGAUGGUCAAUCGGGCCUUGUCCUUUGCCAUGAGCGAUCCCAAGGGGCCUGUCUAUCUCUAUGGUGCCCGUGAGCCCAUGGAAGAGGAUCUGACUCCCUACAAGCUGCAGAUGGACUACUGGCAGCCCGUCGAGCCGGCUGCUCUUCCUCCAAAGGGCGUCAAGACGAUUGCUGAAGCCCUAGCCAAUGCUCAAGAGCCGCUCAUCAUCACUGGAUACUCUGGUCGAAACCACGAUGCAGUGCAUGAACUUGUGCGGUUGGCCGACAACGUCAAAGGCAUACGCGUGCUAGACACUGGCGGAUGUGACAUGUGUUUCCCCGCGAACCACCCAGCUUGGCUUGGUCUACGAUACGGUAAUGACCCCGCCAUCAAGUCUGCCGAUGUCAUUCUAGUUCUUGAUUGCGACGUGCCGUGGAUCAACACUCAAUGUCAUCCUAAAGAGAAUGCCAAGAUCCUUCAUAUCGAUGUUGAUCCCCUGAAACAGCAAAUGCCCGUCUUCUACCUAAACGCCAUACAACGCUACCGAGCUGACUCGUAUACCUCAUUGACCCAGCUGAACGAAUACCUCGAGUCGCAGCUCAAGGAAAAGCUUUCUAGCCAGCUCUUUAGCCAGCGGUGGUCAGCGCUGCAGGAGUCGCACAAGAAGAAACUUGAAGGCAUCGCUGGUGAGGCCAACGUUGACGAGAACGGCCAUUUUAGCACGCCAUACCUGUGUUCCCAACUCAAGAAGCUCUGUCCGAAUGACACCAUCUGGGCCAUCGAGGCCGUUACCCAGACUGGAUUUGUUGCGGAUCAGAUCCAGGCCACACUUCCAGGCUCAUGGAUAAACUGUGGUGGUGGAGGUCUUGGUUGGUCUGGAGGUGGCGCGCUUGGUGUCAAGCUCGCGACCGACACAGAAGGCAAGAAGCAAUUUGUAUGCCAGAUUGUUGGCGACGGCACUUAUCUCUUCUCCGUCCCUGGAUCAGUAUACUGGAUUGCGCAACGCUACAACAUCCCCAUUCUUACUGUCGUACUGAACAACAAAGGCUGGAACGCACCGCGAAGGUCUAUGCUACUAGUACAUCCCGACGGAGAGGGCUCCAAGGUCAGCAAUGAGGAGCUCAACAUCAGUUUCGCGCCGACCCCAGAUUACUCAGGCAUCGCCAAGGCGGCAAGUGGUGGACACAUUUGGGCUGCGCAUGCGAGUACUGCGGACGAGCUUAGCAAACUACUUCCAGAAGCCAUCAAGAGUGUACUCAGUGGAACAUCAGCAGUUUUGGACGCACACCUCGAGGGACCGGAGGGCAAAUACGGAGGUGCCCCCUCUUCAUUGAUCCAUCAUUUUGUCUUCCCGAAGAUGCAUCUCAGAUCACCUUUCAUGCACAUGGCUCUUGCCUUUAGUGUAGGCGCAACGGCUGCGUCUAUACCUUGCGAUCCAACCAUAUCAUGUUCACCCACUAUGCCCCCAAGUAAAAUGUCCAUUGACAGUAUCAACUCCACUGCUUUUGCAUUGAUGUACGGAUAUCCUCUUACCUUGUACGCCCAAACUUUCGAGCCGACCCUCCAGGCAGUUGGCGUCAACGCUUUCCAACAUGAACAAAGCCUAUCCACCGAAGAUCUUGAGGUCCUGGUCCGACCGAACGUCGACACACUGUACUCUAAAGCUGCAGUUGAUCUUUCGCAUGCGAAUGUAGUACUGUCUCUCCCUGAUGUUCCCGUGAACAGAUAUUACGUCGUUCCUUUCUAUGACUUGUAUGGGAACAACUUUGCCAACCUCGGGACUGUAGUCCACAGUCUCCCAGGAGAUUACCUUAUCACGGUCACGGGAGAUGACGAGCCAGGCCUUCUAGUGCUCGAUAAAGACAAUUAUGGAGGCUCCAAGUACAAGGGGAUCAUCAAAUCGCCCACUGCUCAAAGCCAUUCAAUCUCAAAUCAAGACGACGAUGGUGAGCGUGUAGGAGAGCCGAUAGCCUCAGCUCUAAUUCUUAGUCUUCUGGGUAAUGGCCAAAUCUCACAUGCUGCUUUCCUCCUUUCAUUCAACUUCAGCGUCGCUCAGACGACCCAGACUCUCCAGCUCUUGGCGCAGCUGAAUGAAGCGAAUCCACCCGUGGAAACAUCGGACCUGGAUCGUGUCAACUCUAUGCUUGCCGCCACUGACAUCAACAAUGGGAACUACACUGCUCCAGCUGGCCUUGACUAUGCCCAAGUCUACGAAAUCAUGGGCAAAGAGUUCAUGUCUCUCCUGGACCCCUCAAGCCAUGCAUUCAACCAAAACGGCUGGUUCAGCCUCCUUCCCAGCAUGAGCGCAGCAUAUCCCACCUACAACGAUCCGGCGCUUCCCGUUACUGCGCAGAUUAAGAUGCAGCUAGCAGCGAAUGAAUCAUACGUCAUGACCUUCUCUGGGAAGCCGCCCGUUACCGGCUUCUGGAGCCUGACGGCAUACGACAGCACGAAUUACGUGGUACCGAUCGAUCUGAACCGAUACGCAUUGGGUGAUCGUAGCAAUUUGACCUACCCAGACGGUACGCUAAUCUACGCCGAUACGGACAGCGACGGAGCAUUCUCGAUCUUGAUCCAGCCGACGGAUGUGGCACCGAGCUCGAACUGGACUAAUAACUGGUUGCCUGCUCCCGUUGGCGGUGGAGAAUUCCCUGUGAAUUUAAGAUGGUAUGGAGUUACUCCGACGCUUUCGAACGAACGCUAUGUGUAUUCCCUCGUUACCAAGCAGGGCAGUGUCUACUGA
Molecule: messenger RNA, 3186 nt
Organism: Alternaria burnsii
Lineage: Eukaryota; Fungi; Ascomycota; Dothideomycetes; Pleosporales; Pleosporaceae
Product: acetolactate synthase
Exons: 9
Coding region: 1-3186 (1061 amino acids)
Biological process (GO): L-valine biosynthetic process
Cellular component (GO): mitochondrion; acetolactate synthase complex
Molecular function (GO): flavin adenine dinucleotide binding; acetolactate synthase activity; thiamine pyrophosphate binding
Source: RefSeq, a predicted model, not a curated record